UCAUUUUAAUGACAUUUUGGUAUGGUUUAAGUUGUAACAGUCAUGCAAUUUUUGACUGCUUUGCAUAAAAAUCGAGCAUAUGAGAACACAUGCACCAUGAUAUAAACAAUUGUAUGGACGCUCUUACCAGAGCUACAUUAUGGGGUUUGGUCUAUCGUUCUCAUAACAAUAGAUGUCUUUGAUGUCAUUCAUUCCGUUUCUCUUGUGGGGUUAUUUUCUGCAUUGUGGGGUUAAAACGAACAAAAGAAAUAACAAUAGAAAACCCCAUAAUGUAGCUCUGGUAAGAACGUCCGUCCUUCCGUCUGUCAGUACGAGGUUAACCUGGAACGGCAAGUUGGAUUUUUCUUAAGUUCUACCUGUAACAAUGGCUUCUUAGUUUACACACUUACUAAUCAAUACAAAGUACAUGAUCUGGUUAAGUUACAUAACUAUGGCUUCCAUAUUUACCAAGUUAUUGCCCUUUUCAGCACUUAGAAAAUGAAUAAUGGUUAACCUGAAACGGCAAGUUGGAAAUAUCUUGAGUUCUAUCUAUACUAAUGGUUUUAUAAUUUCCACACUUACUUAUCAAUACAAAGUACAUGAUAUUGCCAAGUUUUAUAACCGUGUCAUCCAUAUUUCCCAGUUAUUUCCCCUUUUCACUUUGAAAAUAGGGCCUUCUCUGGUUAACCUAUUCCGGCAAGUUGGAUUUAUCGGAAAUUUCUCUUAAUUGCUUAAUUUAUUUAAUGAUAUCUUGCAUAUUUUGUAGGUGGAUACCUUUAAAGGUCCUCUAAUUUUUUGUGAAGUAAGUGGUCUCUAGGGUCAAAGUCAAGGUCACUGGUUAAGAAAAUAAAUUUAAACAUUUUGCUCAUACAGUCUUUAUUUUUUGAUGGAUGUCUUUCAUUUUUAAUACAAACAUGCCAAUGGAGGUCCUCCUUCUUUGGGUAUAGUAAGGGGUCAUUUGAGUCAAGGGCAAUAUCACCAAUGUCAAGGUCACCAAUGUUAAAAAUAGAUUUUUACAUUUUUAAAGGUGUUUACCAUAUUCUAUAGAUAGAUGUCAUUUAUAAUUGAUAGGAACAUAAGAUUUGAUGGAGUAAGUGGUCGGUCGGGUCAAGGUAACCAGUGCUAAAAAUAGAUUUUUACUCUUUUGCUUAUACAGCCUUUAUUUAUUGACAGAUAUAUUUCAUAUUUGGUAGGAAGAUAACUUGCAUGGUAUUCAUACUUUUUAUUGGGGUAGGGAUCAGUGGGUCAAUUUCACUUGUGCUAAAAAUAGAUUUUUUACACUUUUGCCCAUACAGGCUUUAUUUAUUGACAGAUAUAUUUCAUAUUUGGUAGGAAGAUAGCUUGCAUGGUAUUCUUCCUUUGGAUGGAGUUAGGAGGUCAGUUUGGUCAAGGUCAUCGAUGCUCAAAAAAGAUUUUAACAUUUUUGCCCAUACAGCCUUUAUUUAUUGACAGGUGCAUAAUAUUUGGUAGGAAGAUAACUUGCAUGAUAUUCUAUAGUUGUCAGUUAGUCAAGGUUAAGGGUGCCAAGUAUAGAUUUCUUACAUUUAUAUAUAUUUGAUAAAGUUGAAUAUUUAACACUUCACAAGUCAUAGCAAUGACUUGGCAACUAAUACAUUUCACAAUUACAAAAUACCAUGACUCUGUCAAGCUAUAUAACUUGUGUUUACAAUAUUUUGGCAAUGUUUCUGUCUAUAACUGAGUGAAUGGGUAAACAUUUUUUGAAAUAUUGCUACUGACAAGAAUCGGAGACGGGGGUAUUUGUGUUUAACAAACACGUUCUUGCUUAAUGAGCAAGUGGGAGAUAUUUUUCUCCUAAAAGAGGGAGAUUUUAGAAUUUGUAAUACACAAAGAAGGAAGUUCUGACAUCAAAAAGAAGGACAUUUCUUUAAUUUGUGAAAAUACCCCUUAUUUUACGAAAAAUCUUUGAAAAUAUGCCUGAAAAGAGAUGGAGUCUUCUGCUUAAAGAGCGAGAGAGAGUUCACAUGUAUGUUUUUUCCAUUAUGUUAAUUUUGUUUGAAGAGCUAUGAAUGUGUUCUUUACUCAAGAUUUGAUUGUUUAUUUCAAAAUAUAAAUCAGCGACCAUCAUUAGAGGGUCUACCUACUUGUAUCCAUUGGACAUAUGGAAGUUGUUGUUAUUUUAAAUGUCUUGUUUAUAAAAUUAUUCAUUAACUUAUUUUUAAAAACUUAUAUGGAUAAUCUUAUUUGUAAACUUAUAUUCCUAAACUUAUGUGUAAACUUAUAUUCAUAAACUUAUAUUCAUAAACUUGUAUUCAUGAACUUGUAUUCAUUAAUCUAUUCAUAUACUUAUUCAUAAACUUGUAUUGAUAACCUUUUUCAUUCACUUUUUGAUGAACUUGUAUUCAUUAUCUUUUUCAUACACUUAUUCAUAAACUUAUUUGUACACUUGCAACCAAGUCUGUAUUAACACAACAGCAUAGUUUACUUUACUUCCUUAAAUGGUUUGACUACUUUUUUUCUGAGAGAUUUUGUGAAGUGAUAGUCAGAUAAACUGCCCACUUGUUUAACUUCCUGCAUUUAUAAAAUGACUUGUACAGAUAAAGUAAACAAUGUUGUUCUCCGUACAGUCUAUUGUACUGCAACGUUAGAUACCAGUGUAUGUUAUAUAAGAGAAUGUAAAACAGUGAAUAAAUUAGAAAAUGUGUACAUGUACAUACAUUGUAAUUUUAUAAAUUAUGAUGAAAUAUUAUUUUGGAAUUACGUUUAACACAUGCAAGACUAGAAGAAAUUAACAAUGACAGGAACUGAUCAGACAACUCAACAUUAAAGUAUGCCUCCUACCAGUAUUGUGUGUAUUCCAGAUAUCUCGAAAGAGGUAUCUGGAGAUGGGAGAGUUCAGAUUGACUUCCUACUUCCUAACGGGGUGUUUUUACAGCUGGAUGUUGACUUCCAUAAACCACUAGAUCUACUUAAACAGGCUUUGUGGGAGUCAGCACAGAACUAUCCGUUGUUUGGCAGAUUAAAAGGAAAAGAUUACUACUGCUUUGAAUUCCUCAAUAGAAAUGGAGAAAAGGAGGAGGUUACAGAUGAAAGUUUCCGCCUCAGUGACCUUCGACCAAUCGGAAAGUUUCUCCGCCUCCAAGAGAGACAGGAUAUUGAAGGAUAUCAGACAAUUGACAGACAGAUCUCGAGUCUUCUAGGCAGUAAACUUACCAUGGAAAUGUAUGCCAUGCCAAGAGUAGAGGUAGACGAUUUUAGGAAAAGGAUGUACAGUUUUGCCCUAAGCAAAGUGCCACAAAAUGAUUUCCACGCAUUAUUUGAGAACAGGUAUCCUUUACAACUUCGUAGUACCGAUCACUUGCCGGAUGAACUGAAGAAAAAACUGAACAACGGUUACCUUGUCGUCUCCGUACGAAUACAAGAAGCCAAUAAGCAAAAGUUUCUGAUUCAAUCACAUGUAACAGAAUUUGCCCUGUAA
This is a messenger RNA of Ruditapes philippinarum (Manila clam), 3415 nucleotides long. RefSeq names its product phosphatidylinositol 4,5-bisphosphate 3-kinase catalytic subunit beta isoform-like. The coding region runs from base 2768 to 3415 and encodes 215 amino acids. The record is from RefSeq and is a predicted model, not a curated record. NCBI's taxonomy places the organism in Eukaryota, Metazoa, Mollusca, Bivalvia, Venerida, Veneridae. The transcript has 8 exons.